Molecule: messenger RNA, 4246 nt
Organism: Vespula pensylvanica (western yellowjacket)
Lineage: Eukaryota; Metazoa; Arthropoda; Insecta; Hymenoptera; Vespidae
Product: calcium/calmodulin-dependent 3',5'-cyclic nucleotide phosphodiesterase 1-like
Exons: 13
Coding region: 700-2907 (735 amino acids)
Biological process (GO): signal transduction
Molecular function (GO): 3',5'-cyclic-AMP phosphodiesterase activity
Source: RefSeq, a predicted model, not a curated record
UUUUCUCGGUCCAAGUAUGUAUUCAUUAAAACAAAAAAAAGGGGCACGAGCAGUAAGGUAGAAACAAUGAGAGAUAGCGCGAUUCAAAAAAACAACAAGAGCCUUUACACUCGCCCCUCAUUUAUUCGAAUUACCGGUGCGUAUUUAUAUCCAUCCGUCGUGGUUCGAGUAAGACACGAAGUUGAAGUUCUUGAGAAGCCCGAAAUUCCUGUAGUUUUCGAAAGAAUUUGAAAGGUUAUCGAAGGUACCGAUGUUUCUUGUCGAUAAAGAGAAUCGAAGCACCCUUGUGUACGGCGCGCGUGGGAAUUUUCCGUGACGACGCCGAGUAAACGAGUUUUCUUUCGUGAGGCACGAACCGUCGUUAACUCAACGUAAGGACGAAAGAAAAUAAAGACCGAGGAGGAAAGAAAAAACAUCAUGAGAAAAGUCAAUUGAGGAUUCGUAGCUGUAAUAAUUUCUACUUUUCCCGAACAAGAAAAGAGGAAAAAAGAAAAACCAAGUGAUAAUCAAGGCGAACGGCGCCAUCACCUAGAUGUAGCCGUGGAGAACGCAAGGUUCGCCGAUUCGAUCCUCUCUUGUCUCGCGAAGACGACUAGGCUGAGGAGAAAGGGACGGCAUAAUGGUGUGAAGGUACGAAGAAGAGUCGAGAAGAGAGAAGUGGAAGAAGAAGAGGAAGAAAAAGGGGUGUCUAACAAGACGAUGACGUCUAGACAAAGCAAAGACCCUGUGCAGAAGUGCCAUUCGGACCCAGGUGCCGGAAGUACCCCUGGCACUUCUUAUAGCCCUACUAAGCGAAUUUCUCGCAAACAAGUGCCCGGCAUUUCGAGUUCCGCCAAUACGCGAAAGUGUGUCCUCACUUUGGAUGGCUACAGUUACGUGAUCGUUGCAUCUCCGCCGGAUAGAAGGGUCACGAGAGACGAUAUGGGGGUGGCCUCGCAUGAUACAGCUGCGAACACGGCUACCGGCUGUUCAAGUGGUACAACCCCACCUCGCCCGCACAAUCCUUCCUCCCCUGGUCGAAAUGGUCAGCUAUCGAAGCAAGGCACGCUGACGAUAGUACGACGCAGUUCGGGCAAAAGCAAAAGCCUCGGUGGUGGCAGUUUCGAGAGUUCCCCGCCAUCACAUAAUCCUGACAGGUUUUUGUCGAGUCAGUCUGUGGAUCUCGACGAGAUCCUCGAUAAUGUUGAUCUCACGACAGAUUCACUACCCGCCAUUGACACCCCCGACGCCUGCGACAAAGCUGCUCUCAGACUUCGAUGUCUGUUAAGGCAGCUUCAACAUGGCGAAAUAUCCGCCGAAUUGCUCCAACGAAAUUUACAUUAUGCGGCACGUGUACUUGAAGCAGUCUUCAUCGACGAGACAAAGGUGAGUUCAGGCGGGAAUGAGUGCUCUCGGUCAUCACGUAGGGGUGCGGGCCUGACUUCUACAUCCCUGGGGGGCAGCAUGGACCCGGAUGGACAACAGAGCCACGCGGUGGUAACCCAGAAAAGGAAGCUUCGCACCCCUGUGUGGGAAAGAGAUGCCGACCAUACGGAAUCAACUGCUACUUGCCGACAAGGUGUACGCCGUAGACGAUUGGCCGACGAAGAUGACGAAUUGUCCGAAGUACAACCGGACGCGGUACCACCCGAAGUUCGUGAAUGGUUGGCGUCAACCUUCACCAGACAACUUGCCACGACAAGGCGGAAGGCGGAUGAGAAACCCAAGUUUCGAUCUGUGGCUCACGCUAUUAGAGCUGGGAUUUUCGUUGAUCGGAUUUAUAGGAGAGUCACCAAUACCGCUCUCAUGCAAUUUCCACCAGAUGUGGUUAAAGUACUUAAGACGUUGGACGACUGGUCUUUCGACGUGUUUUCAUUGAACGAAGCUGCAGUCGGAGCUCCUGUCAAAUACAUAGGCUACGACCUACUGAAUCGGUACGGUAUGUUACACAAGUUUAAAGUACCACCUGCGGUUCUGGAAUGCUUCCUAGGAAGAAUUGAAGAAGGAUACUGCAGACAUCGAAAUCCAUAUCACAAUAAUCUUCAUGCCGCGGACGUCGCUCAAACCAUGCAUUAUAUUUUGUGCCAAACGGGGCUAAUGAAUUGGCUGACCGAUCUAGAAAUAUUCUCGUCACUCGUAGCGGCAAUUAUUCACGACUACGAGCACACUGGGACCACAAACAAUUUCCACGUAAUGUCCGGCAGUGAUACGGCACUUCUCUAUAACGACCGCGCUGUGUUAGAAAAUCACCAUAUAUCAGCGAGUUUCAGAAUAUUAAGGGAAGACGAAUGUAAUAUUCUUCAAAAUCUGUCGCGAGAAGAAUUCCGAGAAUUUCGUUCGCUCGUGAUCGACAUGGUCUUGGCAACCGAUAUGAGCUUUCAUUUUCAACAGCUGAAAAACAUGAAAAAUCUGCUAAGCUUGGCAGAACCGAGCGUCGAUAAGAGCAAAGCCGUCAGUCUCGUGCUCCAUUGCUGCGAUAUUUCUCAUCCCGCGAAAAGAUGGGAUCUUCACCAUAGGUGGACGAUGCAACUGUUGGAAGAGUUUUUUAGGCAAGGCGACAAGGAGAGAGCUCUUGGCUUGCCAUUUUCACCUUUGUGCGACCGUAAUAAUACUUUGGUAGCGGAAUCUCAAAUCGGCUUUAUAGAAUUCAUCGUCGAGCCGAGUAUGCAAGUGUGCAGCGAUAUGUUGGAGACGGUUCUUGGACCGUUGAACGUUAAAGAAAGCGUAGAUGAGUCGGCUAACGGUUCGACAGCAGAAAGUAACAGGUUUAAGAUAGGGAAACCAUGGAUACAGUGUCUCGCAGAGAACAAACAAAUUUGGAAGGAACAAGCGGUUCGAGAUGCAGAGGUUAGGGCACAAAAAGAAGCAGAACAAAAUUCCAAUACGGAAGAGGAAGGGCAGAAUGUUCAAACGACGGCAGAAGAAUGAAGUGCCAGGUCGACGAUCGAAACUUACUUCGAAUAUCUAUGCGAUUUUAGGCUACAAGAAAUUCGUCUUUACGCCAAACUCAUUUUAUCGUCUUAAACUUUCUUCCUCGUAUAUUUAUGAAUAGAAAUUAAUAAGGAAUUUACUGUGAAUGCGAACGUAGAUAUAAAAACAUCUAUGCUACUAACGAUGCGUUAGCUUUGGGACGAUUAUCCGCUAUGUAUACCUCGACGUCAUUUUCGUGCAACGACUAUCUCUCUAAAUGCUCCCAUAUUAUCCCAUACAUACGUAUUUUCAAUAUCGAUAUCUUUUCGUAAAGUAGAAAAAAAUCAAUUUUCUUAUUCCGUGAUAGAUCUUUGUUCGAGUAACGUGUGAUUUCUUUUUCUGCCGUUUUCUUUUUUUUCUUUGGUCCAAAAUUUUUCGUACUUUUACUUAGUAUCAUGUUAAAGUCAUAAUACGAUAUAGAGCGUAGCCUAAAACCAUAGAUGAAAAACAUAUUUUUUAUAAAAAAAGAGAGGGAAGAAUCGAUUAAGCGUUAUUUACUAUCAAUGAGCUUUACAAACUAUUCUUGCAUUAUGAACGCUAUUUCAAUUCGUACCUAUCUUUUUUUAUAUAACUAGUACGUAAAAAUACAUAAUGCAUUCUUAACAGACUUGUCACGGAUAAAGUCCCACUUUCAACGAAUUCUAUAACAGAACUGGCAAAUGCAAUUCAAACGCAUCGAUUAAUAACUUCAUUUCAAGCUGGUACAUAAAUUAGAAAGUAAACGGAUAGAGGAGAGACGGAUAUCGAGGAAAAAAAAAUUAAAUUAAAUCAAAAGAUUAAACUCAUCGAACUCGAGAUAUCUAUAUGAAUUCCUUGUCUCGACAGUAUAUAAACGUCUUUUUUUUUUCGUAGUAAGCACGAACGAUAUUCAUAUUAAUCGACAUUAUUCAGAAUCCUUGUAAAUAAGCCUGACAAGACGCACAUUAACUUAUUUUUAUACUUUCACAUUAUUCCGCGAAGAAAGUUACGAAAAGUCUAGUCGAAUGUACGUAUGAAACGUAUGGAGUAAUUGAACGAAAAGGUUCUGGAGAAAUGUUUGUAGAUUUGCUUUUUCGAUUAUCGCACAAGCCAUAUCAUCCCUUUCAAGGAAACUUUUUCGUUUGAAGAUGGAAAUAGACGCAUAAGAAUGAAAAUCCGUCCCUCGGAGGGUUCGAACGAGAAACGGAUUUAACGGAUUUUACGGAGAAUCUUGCGAGAGGAAGGUACUUGUAUUAUUUUUUUUUGUUCCUCUCUCUUUCUCUACCACCCUCCCUUCCUCCCUCUCUCUCUCUCUCUCUCUCUCUCUCUCUCUCUCUCU